AUGACUACAGCAACAGCAACAGCAACAGCAACCACCCUUCCCCCCAUCUCCACCCUCCUCGGCCCCCCCGCACCCCCUGCCCUCCCUCAACUCCCCUACCAACGCUGGGCCUACAAGAACCCCCCCAAGGACCCUUCCCACCCCUUCACACACAAGACCGUCCUCGUGACGGGCUCCAACACAGGUCUUGGCUUCGAAGCCGCACUCAAGUUCGCUCGUCUGGACGCAGCGCAUCUCAUUCUUGGUGUUCGCACGCCCUCGAAAGGCGAAGACGCAAAGCAGCGUAUCAUCGCAGCGACAAACUACCCAGAGCAUCGAAUCACAAUCCUAAAGCUAGACCAGAAUAGCUUUGCAUCCGUACGGGAAUUCCUAUCCAACCUGGGAAAUCUUCUCGGCGAGGAAAGAGGGUUGGACGUUGCGGUCUUGAACGCAGGAAUCGCAGCACCGAAGUAUAAACUCGUCCACGAGACGGGGUGGGAAGAAGCCUUACAGGUGAAUGUCCUCAGUACAGCGAUGGUCGGGAUGGGGGUGAUGAGGUUUUUGAAACGAGAAAGCCCAGCAAGAGGCAAAGGGGAACUAGGACAAUUGACUCUAACGGGCAGUGUGGGACAUGUGUAUGCCAAACGGGAAGAUUUGAUAGGAUUACUAGAUGUGAACGAAGGGGGGAUAUUGGAGGUGGUGAGUUCGAGGGAGUUUUUUGGGGUGGAGAGAUCAUAUUGUGUGAUUAAGGUGUUGACGAUGUAUGUGAUGAAGGGGUUGAUGGAGUGUGCGAGGGAUGAAGUGUGGGUGAAUGUGGUUUGUCCCGGGUUUUCGGUGACGGAGUUGGGGAGGGAGUUUCCUUGGUAUUUUGUUUGGAUGACCAGGAUGAUGUAUUGGUAUUGUGGAAGGACGGCGGAACAAGGGGGGAGGUCGUUGGUUAGUGCGACUUUGUUGGGGGAGGAGGGGAAUGGGGGGUUUUGGGUUAAUGAUGGUGGUGCUAAUGUUGGGGAGAUGGUGACGAGUGAGGAGGGGAUGAGGCUGCAGGAGAGGUUGUGGAGGGAGAUACGUGGGAUUUGCGAGAGGGAGUUGUCUAAGAUGUAA
This is a messenger RNA of Aspergillus sclerotioniger CBS 115572, 1080 nucleotides long. RefSeq names its product NAD(P)-binding protein. The record is from RefSeq and is a predicted model, not a curated record. The transcript is spliced from 3 exons. NCBI's taxonomy places the organism in Eukaryota, Fungi, Ascomycota, Eurotiomycetes, Eurotiales, Aspergillaceae. Bases 1 to 1080 code for a protein of 359 amino acids.